Molecule: messenger RNA, 1096 nt
Organism: Dipodomys ordii (Ord's kangaroo rat)
Lineage: Eukaryota; Metazoa; Chordata; Mammalia; Rodentia; Heteromyidae
Product: zinc finger protein 286A-like
Exons: 2
Coding region: 20-820 (266 amino acids)
Source: RefSeq, a predicted model, not a curated record
AGGAAAGAUUCUUGUAAGAAUGGACCCAUACAUCUCUAGCAUACAUGAGGAUUCUUUACAGAUUCCUGAGUAUGGAAAAGUCCCUCAAUAUGAGAAACAGUUAGAAAAUCAGGAGAGUAGGCCCAUAGAAGAAAAAAAGUAUAAGUGCAAUGAGUGUGGAAAAAAGUUUGCCCAGAGUUCAGGCUUAGUUCGACAUCAGAGAAUCCACACUGGAGAGAAACCUUAUGCAUGUGAUCACUGUGGAAAAGCAUUCAGUGUGCGCUCAACCCUCACUGUGCAUGAAAGAAUCCACACUGGGGAGAAGCCUUAUGCUUGUAAUGAGUGUAAGAAAGCCUUCAGUGUCAGGGCACACCUGAUUAUACAUCAGAGAAUCCACAAUGGAGAGAAGCCCUAUGACUGCAAUGAGUGUGGCAAAGCAUUUAGCGUGAGCUCAGACCUUAUCAAACAUCAGAGGAUCCAUACUGGUGAGAAACCAUAUGAGUGUGAUGAGUGUGGGAAAGCUUUCAGCGUGAGCUCAGCCCUCAUCAAACAUCAGAGAAUCCACACAGGAGAGAAACCAUAUGAAUGUAAAGAGUGUGGAAAAGCCUUCUAUGUGAACUCAGCUCUGAUUAAUCAUCAGAGGAUUCACUCUGGAGAAAAGCCCUAUGAGUGUGGAGAGUGUGGAAAAGCAUUCAGUCAGAUCUCAACCCUUAUCCAUCACCAGAGAAUCCAUACUGGAGAAAAACCAUAUGAGUGUGAUGAGUGUGGGAAAGCUUUCCGAGGAAGCUCUAAUCUUAUCAAACACCAGAAAGUACAUGCCAAAGGAAAGUGUCACCAGUGAUGAAUGGAGUGAAGACAUUCUAGAGAGCUUUUGGUGCCUCAAAAGAAGAGUAUGAAUGACUUUUUUAAAGUGCCUUGAUUGACUCUUCCUGGGGAUACUGGAGAAGUAAGAAGUCACAGAAAUCAGAUCCAUCAGCAUAGUGUAAGGCUCUGAAAUCAUGUCUGCUUAGGUGCAAGUUUAUAACUAGUAAGGAUAGAAGUUUGCAGAGUGCUUUGGAUAAAAAUAGCCUUCAAGGAUCAUCAUUGAAAUAAUGUCAUAUCCUACCCUAAAUCAACA